This is a messenger RNA of Phytophthora nicotianae INRA-310, 1797 nucleotides long. RefSeq lists its product as hypothetical. Gene Ontology annotation, molecular function: DNA-binding transcription factor activity. Gene Ontology annotation, biological process: regulation of DNA-templated transcription. Lineage: Eukaryota; Oomycota; Peronosporomycetes; Peronosporales; Peronosporaceae. The transcript is spliced from 2 exons. The record is from RefSeq and is a predicted model, not a curated record. Bases 1 to 1797 code for a protein of 598 amino acids.
AUGAGCAACCGUAGCGAUCUCAGCAACAAAACCGUGGAUCCGAAGAUGGUGGAACGGCGUCGCCGAAAUGCCGAAGCUGCGCGUCGAUAUCGUGCUCGACGAACACCAGAAGAUCGCGAAAGGCAUCGACAACAAGAGCGUAUACGGCGUCGUGAGAGGCGGCAACGUUCGACUGCACCUUCGACGUCAAUGCCAGCACUUCGGCAAAGAUCAGAACCUGCAACCGUUGUUGUAAAUGAACUUGACGUGCCUUCAACACCUGCAUGGGGAGACCGCGACGUUCCGCAACUACGACCGGUGUCUUCAGUGACUCAGGAAAGCUUAUUAGAGCGACUGCGUGGAGCGUUGGGCGCGUCGGGAUUGGAUGAGACAGUGUGCGCAGUGUGCGAUACAUGGGUUCUACGUACACACUGCCACACCGUUGUCGUCUCAGAGUUUGUUCAAAUGAAUGACAUUCAAACGCUUUUGAGCAGUCGAGACGAAAAUCUCAUUCCACCUCUCGUGAGUGAGUAUGAUUGUUCAAGUAUGCUCCCUGAGCUCGAGGGCAUCCUGCUUUCUAAGCGUGGAGUUGAUCAAGCGGGCCGUAGUCUUCACGUUUGUAAUCUGUGCGAUGAUAGCUUGAAAAAGCGGGAGAUUCCAAAGUUUGCAAUCAAGAACGGGUUUUGCAUCAGUUCACUGCCGACCAAUCUGCAGCAGGCGACGUUACCCGAACGUGUGAUGACUCAGCUCGUCUCUGUAAUGGCCGUCACCAGGGUCAUGCGUGGAGGUGCACAUCGCGCGAUUCGUUCUCAUUGUCUUACGUUUGACGCGACGCCGGGACCACAAGCGAUGUUGUUGCCGACGACAAUGCGCGGCGUGACUUCGUAUCGUGUCGUCAUGGCGGGGCCAUUCACUACCAUCCAACAAGCUCGUGUACGAAAGAUGCAUCGCGUGCGACGAACAAUGGUCGAGGACCUGCUGCGGUUUUAUCGUAUCCAUAACUCGCUCUACGAGCACAUAGCUGUCGAUUGCUCACAGCUAGCCGAAGACGAAGUUCCAGUUGAUAUGUUGAGUGAAGAACCAGACGCUGCAAUCGAGGCAGAAGACGUUGAUGUAGAAGGCAGCCGCGUUGGGGGCGUCUUCGCCAGCGAGUCUACUGUCGUCGAGGAUGAAGUGGCGGAGCGGCGCGUGGUGUUCGUGUCUGAAGAUCGCGAGGUCGCUACUAGGAGUGAGUGUUCGGCCACCGACGACCGCACAGGUUCAGCUGAGAGUGCACAUACGGCUGUUGAGUUCUUGAACGAGACUUCGUCAGCUCCGCAAUUCUUAGUUCGUCACUCUAGCCGGUUUUCCUCGAGCCGUAAAGAGCUUUUUGCUCAGAUGUUCCCCCACCUUUUUCCAAACGGCCGCGGUCACCCAGGCGAGACGCGGCCCGUUCCAGUAUCACUUGAAGCUUGCAUUCGUCACUAUGGUAUGCUGAGCUCACGGCGGUUUGCUGAAGACGAACUGUUCAUGCUAGUUGCCUUCGACCACAUAUCGUUAAAGAAAAUGUACACUCAAGUGGCGCUCAAGUGCAAACGGAACCCCGCACUUUUCGAGCCUUUCAGUGACAUGUCGGAGGCAGACUUGGCGCAGGCGCUCAAGCAGAAAGAGUUUUACCGGCAAGGUCAAACGCGUGCGUCUCGUGGCGAGCAGUCGAUUGCAGAGAGACUGCUGCACUCAGUCGAUAUCAGCGGAGGAACGAUCUGGGUAGGUGACGUUGAAUUCAUGCUGCUCUACUUUUUCUUGCACGAAACAGUAUCGUACGUGUAUAUGUUUUGA